AAACAACAGAAGGAGGUUGUCAUGUACGGAAAGUAUAGGUUGGAGUCGUCCAGUGAUGCCACGGUCCUGAUUCCGGCUAAGGUGGGCUGGGGCGUUCAGGAGUUGCCUUCGUUUGUUGUACCCGCCUUGUUGAUUUACCAGUCGGGAAGCCUGGAUACCUUGGGGAGCAAACUCUUGCUGUUCUUAUUCUUCCACAGGACAUGGAUUUAUGGAUACCUCACCAGAGGGAGACCUGUUCAAAUCGCCUUUGUUUUGACAAGUUUUUUAUUUUGCACUUUGAAUGGGUACCUUCAAGGACACAACUUGCUCUACUGUACGAAGUAUGAAGAUAGCUGGACGACUGACUUCAGAUUUUUGUUUGGGAUAUUGCUAUUCUUACUGGGAAUGGCCUUCAAUAUUCAUAGCGAUAAUUUAUUGCGGAAUUUGAGAGAACCUGGAGAUUUCAGUUAUAAAAUUCCUCGAGGAGGAUUAUUUGAAUAUGUUUCUGCAGCAAACUACUUCGGUGAGAUUGUGGAGUGGUUUGGUUAUUCCAUAGCAACUUGGACCUACCCAGCUUUUGCUUUCGCUAUAUUCUCAGCGCUCUAUUUAGGGGCUCAUGCUUUGCAACGUCACAGGUUUUAUCUGGAGAAGUUCAAGGAGUAUCCAAAAUCUAGAAAGGUUUUGAUUCCUCUUUUAUUUUGA
Pristis pectinata (smalltooth sawfish) is the source of this 681-nucleotide messenger RNA. RefSeq names its product 3-oxo-5-alpha-steroid 4-dehydrogenase 2-like. The coding region runs from base 22 to 681 and encodes 219 amino acids. Gene Ontology annotation, molecular function: 3-oxo-5-alpha-steroid 4-dehydrogenase activity. Gene Ontology annotation, biological process: steroid biosynthetic process. NCBI's taxonomy places the organism in Eukaryota, Metazoa, Chordata, Chondrichthyes, Rhinopristiformes, Pristidae. The record is from RefSeq and is a predicted model, not a curated record. The transcript is spliced from 5 exons.